Messenger RNA from Nicotiana tabacum (common tobacco), 1901 nucleotides. Its product is annotated as E3 ubiquitin-protein ligase BOI. Gene Ontology annotation, molecular function: ubiquitin-protein transferase activity. The record is from RefSeq and is a predicted model, not a curated record. NCBI's taxonomy places the organism in Eukaryota, Viridiplantae, Streptophyta, Magnoliopsida, Solanales, Solanaceae.
AGGAUUAGAAAUAGGAAUUGAAUACGAAACACGAGUCCCUCACCGUCUGAAGAAAAGCCAAAACCAAACCACGCAAAAAAGAAGAGAAAGAAUUAAGCAAAGAAGAAGAACAAGAAAGAAAAAAACAAGGGGUUGCCCCUCUCUUUCUCUCUUUGGACUGAUUCCUUCCAUUCCCAUCUCUCUCUUUCAUAUAUUCUUUCAGAAAAAAGCAUAUAGCAUAGCAUCCAAGACAAUUGAGGCAAGCAAACCAAUAGAAAGCAAAGUUUUUGAAGAAAAGAAAAAAGAAAAAGUUUUAGGUAUAAACAAAUUGUUUGAUGGUGCUCUUGGUAAUAGUGGUUGUGUCCUCUUCUUUGAGAGUGGUGCACGGUUCGAAACUGUUUGAUAUUUUUCUCUAAAUUGAUUUUGAAGGGUCGUUGAAGACAUAGACGGAUCCAUGAUUUAAUGUUUAUGGAUUCCUGCAACAAUCUCGAGUAAAUUUUCAAUAGUAGUUGGGUUCUCAUUCAAAUAUUUAUAGACAUUUAGUAAAUUUUUCGAAUACAUUUACACUGUUUGAACAAAAAUUAUUGGAUUCACGUAAACUCGUAGGCGGCAAGGUAGAUUCACCCAUUAUUGAAAAAACUAUUAUAAUUCAUGGCAUCUUCUUCUAUUUCAUGUUGUUUAUGUGUUAGCCUUUAUUAUUAGCUCUUUCCCCUUCUCUCUCUUUCUCUUUUCUCUAUUCUAUCCCCACCAAUCACACCUCUUCAUUGCCAAUUUCCACAACCAUAAACUUAUCUUCAUAUAUUCAUUCAAUUCUCAUUUUUAAAUUCAUGGCUGUUCAAGCUCAAUACCCAUCAAAUGUUCUCUUUCUAAACAGAAAUGUACAAGAAGGAAAGAGCCAAAUUGGCAACAAUUAUUCAUUACAACAUCAACAAGGUGGAGGUUUUGGUGAAUCAUUUCUUGAUCCAACACAAAUGCUAUUCAAUCCAGGAGUUGGGGCGAAUUCGCGAAAGAGAGGAAGAGAACAUACCUCACCUACUACAACUGCAGCAUUGAAUCCAUUAAUCUCAAUGCAAUCUCAGCCGCAGCUCAUUGAUCUAACUCAGCUUCACACACCGCAGCAGCAGCAGCAACAACAACAACAAACAAAUAUUGUAUCUACAGGUCUUCGUUUAGCUUUCGAAGAUCAAUCGCAUCAACAGCGACAACUAUACUCUGUUUCUCCUCAAUCCUCUCAAUCAUCAAUUUUACUAAAAGAAGAUUUGGCUUCUCAUUUCAAACAGCAACAAGACGAAAUUGAACAUUUCCUCCGAGACCAGGGAGAACAAUUGAGGCUUACUUUAGAGGAGAAAAGGAAGCGGCACUAUCAUGCGCUGUUGGGAGCAGCGGAGGAAACAAUAGCACGAAGGUUAAGAGAAAAGGAUACAGAAGUAGAGAAAGCAACGAGACGCAAUGCGGAGCUAGAAGCGCGUGCUGUACAACUGACAGCGGAGGCGCGUGCGUGGCAAGCGAAGGCACGUGAGCAGGAAGUCACUGCGGCAACGCUGCAAGCACAGCUGCAGCAGGUGGCAAUGAUGAACGGCGGAAUCAACCUUCCAGAGAGAGAUGACGGCGGCGGAAUUUCCUGCUGCGGAGAGGCGGAGGAUGCCGAGUCAGCGUUCGUUGACCCGGACCGGGUCGUUGAGUCAACUGGACCGAGUUGCAAGGGCUGUCGAAAGCGGUUCGCUUCGGUUGUGAUGUUGCCGUGUAGACAUUUGUGUCUUUGUACAGAAUGUGAUGCUGUGGCCCAAUCUUGCCCACUGUGUCGAUCCAUUAGAAGCUCAAGUGUUGAAGUCUUUCUUUUUUAGCAGGCCCAAUUUAGGCCCACCUUUUUUCGUGUCAAAUACACAAAUAGCUCUCAAAGUGGAUGGUCUCGAUUUUUAGUA